Anopheles nili is the source of this 878-nucleotide messenger RNA. RefSeq names its product protein lethal(2)essential for life-like. Bases 167 to 769 code for a protein of 200 amino acids. Gene Ontology annotation, biological process: protein refolding; response to heat. Gene Ontology annotation, molecular function: protein folding chaperone. Lineage: Eukaryota; Metazoa; Arthropoda; Insecta; Diptera; Culicidae. The record is from RefSeq and is a predicted model, not a curated record. The transcript has a single exon.
UUCAAAGCGCAAAAGAGCAAACAACCGCAACAAGCGAUUUCAAACAUUUGAAAGCGAAACUCGAAGCGAAUUCCUGCACAAGAUUACUAUUCACAACAAAUUUAACAACAAAAGUGCAUUUAGUACUCACGUGGCAGUUGAAGGUGAACCACAGUCAAAAGUGAAAAUGUCGAUUGUACCGAUUUUCUUCCGCAACUGGUGGGAUAACGACUGGGAUCGUCCGGUGUGGAGUUCUCGUCUGUUGGACCAGAAUUUCGGCAGUGGUGUGUCGGCAGAUGACCUUCUCAGCGCCAUGGUAUCCGUUGCCGAUGCACAAAAUCGAGGACAUCACCACGUGGGCCACUAUAAGCGCCCAUGGCACAGAUCCUGUGUCGCCAAGCGUGAUAACGGCUCAACGGUGAACGCCACCAGCGACAAGUUCCAGAUAAACUUGGACGUGCAGCAAUUCUCACCGGAGGAGAUCUCGGUGAAGUACGUUGACAAAUGCAUCGUUGUGGAGGGCAAACACGAAGAGAAGGAGGAUGAGCAUGGUUUCAUCACGAGGAGCUUUGUACGGCGCUAUAUGCUUCCGAAUGGUCACAGCGAGAACGAUAUCGUGUCAUCGCUUUCGUCGGACGGAAUCCUUACCAUCACGUGUCCAAAGAAGGAGCUCGAACAGAAGAAGGAGCGUGCCAUUCCGAUCACACACACCGGACAACCGAUGAAAAAGCUGCCAGAAAAAGAAACGAAUAACAAAAAGGAGGAAGUAGCUGAAACGAAGAAGUCAUAAUUGAUCUAUUGUUUAAGUACAAUAUCAUUAAAACCGACAACAUUCAUUUACAUUGAAACAUUUAAUUUAACUUGAUAAAUAAAAGACUAAAUAUUUGUUAGACCUCUAA